AAAAACAAAUGAAGUUCUCAUUGGCUAUCGCAUCAGCAAUCCUUGCCUUCGCAAGUGCAGCUCCUUCAAAGCGUCAAACUGAAGGCGUUGUUGAAACCUGCGACAACCCAAAUGCUAUGGCCAUCACCUACGAUGACGGUCCAUACAACUGGGACUACAACGUCAAUGACCAAUUCAACGCCGUUCAAGGAAAGACAACAUACUUCCUUAACGGUUACAACUACGGCUGUAUCUACUCAGAAGAGAACGUUUCACACUUGAGAGCCCUCUACGAAAACGGCCACCAAAUGGCCUCACACACCUGGGGUCACGUUCACCUUACUCAACUCACCAACGAGGAAAUCGACGAGCAAGUCCAACUCGUUGAAGACGCUUUAUGGAAGAUCCUUGGUGUCGUACCAAAGUACCUCCGUCCACCAUACGGUGAAGUCGACGACAGAGUCGUUCAACACCUUCAAGACAGAUGGGGUAUCACCGUUGUCAACUGGUCAGAUGACUCAGAAGACUCACUUGGUGCUUCUGACGACCACAUUCUUGGCUUGUACGAUAGCUUCGCAGCUGACGGUAGCCACACCCCUCGCAUUGUCCUCAACCACGCUACUUACGACACUGCUUCUCGUCUUCCACAAAUCUACGUUCCACAAAUGGCUAACGCUGGUUACUCACUCCAAACCGUCGCUGAAUGCCUCAACGACUCACCAUACAAGGUCGUUGGUGGAUACUCUGAGAGAGAUGACACCUGGACUUGUGAAGGUAAGCCAUUACCAGGUGCUGCCGCUUAAAAAAAUCGCAUUAUCGCUUUACCGCUUUAAUUUACGACUUACAUUUCUCAAACAUGGAUUUUAUAAUAUAUUUGGACAAUUUUAUUUGACUAUUAUUUAAUGAAUUUAUUACUAUCAUUAAAUGCAUUUUAUACAGUGGCACCUUUCUC
This is a messenger RNA of Wallemia mellicola CBS 633.66, 931 nucleotides long. Its product is annotated as glycoside hydrolase/deacetylase. Gene Ontology annotation, molecular function: hydrolase activity, acting on carbon-nitrogen (but not peptide) bonds. Lineage: Eukaryota; Fungi; Basidiomycota; Wallemiomycetes; Wallemiales; Wallemiaceae. The transcript is spliced from 2 exons. Bases 9 to 782 code for a protein of 257 amino acids. Gene Ontology annotation, biological process: carbohydrate metabolic process. The record is from RefSeq and is a predicted model, not a curated record.